This is a messenger RNA of Rhododendron vialii, 4064 nucleotides long. RefSeq lists its product as uncharacterized. Gene Ontology annotation, molecular function: protein dimerization activity; DNA binding. The transcript is spliced from 5 exons. The record is from RefSeq and is a predicted model, not a curated record. NCBI's taxonomy places the organism in Eukaryota, Viridiplantae, Streptophyta, Magnoliopsida, Ericales, Ericaceae. Bases 1515 to 3764 code for a protein of 749 amino acids.
AAAUCCGUUUGCUUUUUUUCAUGUUUCUCAUCAGUCAAUCCGAAAGUUCUCAACUUUGUGUUCUUGGGCUUUAACUUCCUCUGUCUCUGCGUGUUUUGUGUUAAUUUUUCCCUCCAAAUCAAUAAUAGUACACUGGAGCAUCAUGUUUUUUUAGUUUUAUUGCUUUUUGGGUUUGUUGGAUCAGUCAUUUGCUUCUGGAUUUCACAUGCUUACGCUGUUCUGUCGAUGUAAAUCCAGAGUGCCCGCGGCAAGGUUUUCAUAUGCUUAUCAUAUGUACUAGACGCUACGGCACAUACGAUGCGUGUGUAGAAUGUAAUUCGUGUUAUGCCAAAGACGUGAAGAGGAAAAUCUUGAGUUUCGAUUAAUCUGUAAUGAAAUCUGAGUGGUAGAAAAGAGGGGAGAAAGAUAUUUGGGGUGACAGUUUUUUUUCUUUUCUUAUUGGCUGUUUGUUUAAAGUGGUAAAAGAAAGUGUGAGCCAGCCUCAAAAUGGUAGAUAUGAAUGUCAAAGAAGUAACUGAUUUAUAAUCGAGAUUAGUUUAUGGGUUUGAGAGAGAGAGACUGUAGUUACAUAUUUACAUGUAUCCAAGAUAAAAGAACAAAAACACGCUAAAAUUAAAAAAUAUUCACUUACACCCAGUUAAGAAUCCCUUUUGUGGGUCACUAGCGGUUAGGGCACACGUUAUGUGUGUGCAAGUUGUGAGGAAGAAAAUAUCAAAGAAGUAACUGAUCAAUUUUUUAGAUUAGUUUAUGAAUGAGGAAGGGGAGAGAAAGAGUUUUGAGGGAAAGAGGAAUGGGAAACUGUAGUUACAUGUAUCCAAGACAAAAGAUCAAAAACACACUAAAAUACGAAAACACUCACUUACACCCAGUUAAGAAUCCUCCUCUCACCAUAUGCAAUUGUUUCUCUCUCCUCGCCGACUGGGGUCAUGAAGUGUUGGGACUUUGGUCUUUGAAAUUGUAAGCGCAGGCUUUCUUUCUCUCCUUCCGGUUACCAAUUGGAAGUGCAGAAUUGGUCUGUAAACAUUCCUUCUCCUACCGGGAAGAUGAAGUAAAGGAGUAGUUGAAGAGAUGUGGAGACGUGGGUGUGACAGUUAUGUUGGAAUUUUACUAUUCCGUCCCUGGCAGUUUUUUGCCAUCCACCGUUGAAAAUAUGCAUUUUUCGGUAUAAGUAAAAGUCAAUACAGCUUCAUUAAUUGGGCGACACCAAGUUGGUGCUCUCACUUUAUUUAUUAGAUAGAACAGAUAGAUGGUAGAUAAGUAGAACUGUAAGUUCAGAAAGUUUUGUUUGAGUUAAUUCAUCUCUUAGUUACAGCAUUCUCUUGUGGAUUUCUUCUGUGUGUGUUUAACUUGAUGUUCUUUUUAGCAUAGAUUCUUCCUAAUCUAUUUGUCUAUUUUGAUUCUAUCCAUGUCAAAUAAUGAUGAAGAAAAGGGGAAGAAGAAUUUACGAAAGAAAAUCGGAUUUCUAAAACUUAGGAGAUGGAGAGACGAGAGUUGAGCUAGAGAAUCAACCACUAAUGGUGGAGACUGAAGAGUUCUUCGAUGCUGUUUCAGCUACCCAGCAAAGGGAUGAUCAAGGUUUGGUUCCUCCACGAGCCACUGACCCUGGUUGGGCCCAUGGAGUCAUGGUCAAUGGUGGUCGGCAAAAGAUCAAGUGUAAAUACUGUCAUAAAGUUAUUCUUGGUGGUGGAAUUUCCCGAUUAAAACAACAUUUAGCUGGAGAAAGGGGAAAUGUAACUGCAUGUGAGGAGGUACCGGAGGGUAUUAAAGUGCAAUUUCAACAACAUUUAGGUUUUAAAGUUCUUGAAAAGAUGAAGAGGCAGAAAAGAUUUAGAACUGGAAAGAGUUCCUCUGUCUACUUCGACAAUCCCGGAGAAAAUGAUGUAAAGAGGAAACAUCCUAAAGUAGCUUCUCGCCGGCCAGAAAGAAGGGCAAAAGAGGUUGAUGAGGGGAUAUCUUAUCGUGUGAAGAAGGACAAGAAGCAUUUGAAUCCAACAGCUAUCCAGCCUAUUCCUGUUGCUCAGCCUCCAAUCCAGAGUUUGGCUUCACAAGAAUGCAUUGAUAAGGCAGAUAUGGCUAUAGUGAAAUUUAUGUUUGAUGCCGGUAUUCCUUUAAGUGCCUCAAAUUCAUGUUAUUUCCAGCAGAUGGCAGAUGCUAUUGCUGCUGCAGGUCCUGGUUAUAAAGUGCCUUCUUACCACUCUUUGAGUGGUACAUUAGAAAAUAGAAGUGCUCAAGAGGCAGAGGAACUAUCCCGUGAAUGGAGAAAGUCUUGCGAAAUGACUGGGUGUACUGUCAUGGUUGAUAGGUGGGUAGACAGAACUGGCCGCAUAGUUAUAAACUUCUUUGGUUACUGUUCAAAGGGUACAGUAUUCCUCAAAUCUGUUGUUGCUACUGACAUUGAUAAAUCAUCUGAAGCACUUCUGAGUUUGUUUGAUAGUGUUGUCCAAGAGGUUGGACCCAAUAAUAUUGUCAACUUUGUGACAGACGCUGAACCAAGUUAUAAAGCUGCAGGGAAAGAGUUGAUGAGGAAGUACAGAACCUUUUUCUGGAGUGCCAGUGGUGCAAGCUGUAUUGAUCUGAUGCUCGAGGAAAUUGAAAAAAUGGAUGAAGUCAAAGAAGUUAUGGCGAAGGCUAAACGAAUAACACAGUUCGUGUAUAAUAAUUCUUGGGUCCUUGAUUUGAUGAGGAAGAAGACAGGCGAAAGAAACAUUAUUCGACUUGGAAUAACCAAGUAUGCUUCAAACUUCCUGACACUGCAAAGCAUUGUCUCUUUGAAAGAGCCUCUCCAUCAGAUGUUCACCAGUGAUACUUGGAUGCAGUCAUCUUUCUCUAAGCAAAGUGUGGGGCUUGUUGUGGGAGAUAUCGUGAUGGACCCGCGUUUCUGGUCAUUUUCUGACCAAACACUAAAGGCCACACAACCUCUUCUUGCUGUAUUACACCUCCUUGAUGAAGACAGACCAUCAGUUGGUUUAAUUUACGAUGCAAUGGAAAAAGCAAAGAGAAGCAUCAUUACGGGUUUUGACGACAAUGAAUCUAUGUACUUACCCUAUUUAGCUGUUAUUGAUCGUAUUUGGCAGGAGGAACUCCAUAGCCCCCUUCACGCAGCUGGUUACUAUCUGAACCCAUCCAUAUUUUACCACCCCAGUUUUUCAACUAACAAAGUCAUUCGGAAAGGGUUACUUGAUUGCAUUGAGACGUUAGAAACUAACUUGACUGCUCAGGUAACAAUUACAGGCCACAUUAAGUUCUACGAGGAUGCUGUUGGGGAUUUUGGUCGUCCUAUGGCAUUACGUGGUCGAGAGUCACUUGACCCAGCUACUUGGUGGUCUCUGUAUGCAUCUGACUAUUCGGAUCUGCAAAGAUUUGCAGUAAGGGUACUAAGUCAAACUUCUAGUAUAAUCCGGUGUAAAAGGAGCUUGAGCAUUUUUGAGCUUAUGCAUUUAAAGAAGAGGAAUCGGUUGGACCGUCAGAGGUUGAACGACCUCAUUUUUGUUCACUAUAACUUGCGUCUUCAAGAGAGGCAGGACGCAAUUAAAUCAAGAAUAAGGGAUGAAUAUGACUCUUUAUGCUUAGAAGCUAUUGAUGCUGGCAUGGAUGACUGGGUGGAAGACCCUGCAGGCAUGGAGCAUGAGGAUUGUACCUGGAUGGAUUUAACACUUCCCUGUGAAAGGACCGCAGCAGCGAGUCCUAAAGAUGUUUGCGAUGAUAGUAUGGAUGACUAUUGCAGCGAUGAUCGUAAGUGUAUUGAUGUAAAUAAAGAUACGUAAGUAGUAUGUUGCACUUCUAUACAGCUUUUAUUUUAUUUGUAAUUGCAGUAUUGUUGAGUUGUUCGACUUCUUUGGCUAUUAGAUUGGCAUCAACCUAUGAUUAAGCAUAGAAAUCAUCCUGAUAUUCCUCCAGACUUUAUUGUUGCUAUCAGUAGACUCAGAGAAAUCCAUAGUCUAGUUGUAUAAAUUCACUAUUCAGUUGUACUGCAUUCAGAUAUUGGGAUAAAAAUGUUUAGAAAUUUUAUGGUGACCACAUAUGUAUUUGUAGUUAUACUGGAGUACCAUUUGCUAUGGCGUCAA